AUGAGCCUCAACAGAGGAUUCCUGGCGACUUUGCUCCGUGACUGCCCUGCCUUUGGUAUCUAUUUUGCCUCAUACGAGUACAUGUCGCGAAAGAUGAGCAAAGACGGUAAAAUGGAGUCACUGACUGGUCCUCAGCUGCUCUUAGCCGGAGGUGGCGCCGGGAUGCUGUCGUGGUUAUUCAACUAUCCAACGGAUGUCAUAAAGACCAGAUUUCAAACCACAUAUUAUCCUAGCUACAUGGAUUGCAUACGGAGUACGUAUGCAGAAGGCGGAUAUCGGGUCUUCUUCACUGGUCUCGGCUCCACUUUAUUACGGGCCUUCCCAUCGAAUGCUGCCACAUUCUUCACUGUCGAAUGGACGUAUCGUCUGCUGCUCGAUUUCAACGUACUCGGCGUUGGAACACCUGCCGAACACCGUCUGCAGCUACACAAGCGUCACCUCAGCAUGUCAGACUUUUGGCAUACGAAUUGCCUUCUGAUGUUACCUGAGGCUGGUUCAACGUCCAUCGAUCCGAUGAUCCACGGAUGUCGUGGCGCUGGGAUGCUAUCGUGGUUAUUCAACUAUCCAACGGAUGUCAUAAAGACCAGAUUUCAAACCACAUAUUAUCCCAGCUACAUGGAUUGUAUACGAAGCACAUAUGCAGAAGGCGGAUAUCGGGUCUUCUUCACUGGUCUCGGCUCCACUUUAUUACGGGCCUUCCCAUCGAAUGCUGCCACAUUCUUCACUGUCGAAUGGACGUAUCGUCUGCUGCUCGAUUUCAACGUACUCGGCGUUGGAACACCUGCCGAACACCGUCUGCAGCUACACAAGCGUCACCUCAGCAUGUCGGACUUUUGGCAUACGAAUUGCCUUCUGAUGUUACCUGAGGCUGGUUCAACGUCCAUCGAUCCGAUGAUCCACGGAUGUCGUUUUCUGUAG
Ostertagia ostertagi is the source of this 918-nucleotide messenger RNA. Lineage: Eukaryota; Metazoa; Nematoda; Chromadorea; Rhabditida; Trichostrongylidae. The record is from the annotation of a GenBank genome assembly.